Molecule: messenger RNA, 1195 nt
Organism: Mizuhopecten yessoensis (Yesso scallop)
Lineage: Eukaryota; Metazoa; Mollusca; Bivalvia; Pectinida; Pectinidae
Exons: 2
Coding region: 305-1192 (295 amino acids)
Source: RefSeq, a predicted model, not a curated record
GAUUGCUUCUUGAUGAUUAUGGGGGAUAUAUUGCCACAAGACGGGGCCCUUACGGACCUGUCAGUGUUCUAGUUGGCCUACUUAAUGGCAAAAAGUGUAUAAAAUCAGAUUAAGGAAUGACAAAUAUUUCUGAUAUUCACCAUUGCAUCUGAAACACAAGUUGGUUCAAGGUUGUCUCAUACUUGACCAUUGUCUGAGUUGCAUGUUUGUUAGUACUUAAUUUGUUAAUUGUAUUAAGUACAUUAUCAGAGUUUCUAUCUGUUAUUGCAGGUGCAAUCGCCAUGCAGAGAUCUGUAACGAAGCAAUGGCCCGGAUUUGCAAGAAAAUCCCCAAUAUGACCUAUGUCCCACAUCCCACAUUCUGUCAUAAAGGAAUUGUCAAUCGUAGCCCGAUAUCUACCGAUGGUUUACAUCUGAAGCCUGCCGGUAUACAGCAACUGAAAUAUGAUAUCUGGGAUGGAAUCAAAACGGCGCGCAUGAGGAAGGCAUACAUACCUCCAAAACAACUUUUUGCGGAACCUGAUGAUGAACAGACAGAACCAUCAUAUGAGGAAAAUACAUCCUACAGAGAUGCACUGCUUAAGACAGAAGAUCCAGAGGAAGACACAUCAUCACAUCUACCACCACCACCCCCGAGACCAGGAUGCAUAUCAGAAGAUUGGCCGUCACUGGAAUCUGGAUUUGACCUCACCAGGAAAGACGCAACUACAAGGAGGACCCCCACCACCAGAAAGGAUGUCACUAGCAGUAGGGACACAACACUACGAAGUGAUGCCAAAACCACGAGAAGGAAGUCCACCAAGCCAAGUGGCAUCACCAACGGAGAGGACAUGGCCACCACCAGGGACAUCACCACAGGGAGAGAGAUGACAACCGAAAAGGACUCAACUACAAGGAGGAGCCCCACCAAUAUUAAGCAAGACAGAAAAUACUUCUGUACAGAUCAAGAAAAGUCAAAUCUGGGACAUGAGAGUCAAACAGUAGGGGGCAACUUUGAAAAUUUAUAUGAGUUUCAAUCUUUUAAUACAUAUGAAGAAUUUAAAUCUAUUUUUUCAAAUUGGAAUGAUACACAAAAACAUGUUUUCAAAAUCAAGAGUAGCACUAAAAUGGAAAAUAUACCAGAUUGUCCUUACAGGACUGUUGUCUAUACAUGUGUCCACUAUGGAACACCCAGACCAGAGAGGCAAAAGUGAAAA